Belonocnema kinseyi is the source of this 3312-nucleotide messenger RNA. RefSeq names its product serine/threonine-protein kinase PAK 3 (gene Pak). The record is from RefSeq and is a predicted model, not a curated record. Bases 949 to 2697 code for a protein of 582 amino acids. Gene Ontology annotation, molecular function: ATP binding; protein serine/threonine kinase activity. Gene Ontology annotation, cellular component: cytoplasm. Lineage: Eukaryota; Metazoa; Arthropoda; Insecta; Hymenoptera; Cynipidae. Gene Ontology annotation, biological process: intracellular signal transduction; regulation of MAPK cascade; regulation of axonogenesis. The transcript is spliced from 9 exons.
AAAGGAACUCGAUCCCGAAGAUUCCGAAUAAAAAAUUGUUAAAAAAGAGGGGGGCUCGUGAGGUAGGCGGCGCUUCUGUAGACUUUCCAGGACCGCGGCGACGACGGGUGGUGAUUCAGCCGACGAGGGCCGUGUCCAGGACGAGAACGUGAAGUGCGAGCGAUAUUUCCGAGACUCCCUUCUUCGAGAGGGAUUAAAACGGGUAUGAGUAAUGACCCCUCGCUAGAAUCGUGCUCGCGAGAUCGAAUUUUCGUCCUUAUCGCUUCGCGGUCGUGAGAAAACGCAAAAAGUGAAGCAAGUGCACUCGUGUUUAGAGGUGGAUCUGCUACCGCGGCGGGGUGUCUACCAGUGUGUGAAUCACGCUCCCGAGGCGCCCGGCUGUCCCGACUCGAAGUUCUCUCGUCUCGUCUGCGACAUUGACCCGGCAUUACCCUCCUCCAAAAUUUCAGAUUUGCCCUCAGGCCUCUCACUGCCAUCCCUACAUUUUAAACUCCCCUCCUUCAUGUCUUCUGUCAAUUCCAAUCGCCAAAAGUCGCACAGAGAAUCCGCGUGCACCAGGUGCUUGAAUGAGUCCCCGAUUCUCGGCUCGUCGGAAAAGAGAGCUUGGAGCUGAACCUGGAGAUCCGAUGGAAGCAGGAAUUCGUGAGUGCGAGAGCACAGCUUAGAAAUUAAAAGCGAGCUGUGAUUCGACUAAGUUCUGAUUCAUCGAUAGAAUUAUUCUAUCAUAAUUAUCAGGGAGGUACAGUACACGUGCCGCUCAAACCUCCGCCCUGCGAAGACAAAAAAAACAGGAAUUUUGGAAGUUUUCGAUACAUCUUAGGUUACGGUAGAUAAUUAGAUACGACGCUUUUAGAGGCGUUUGGAAUCAUCGAGUGCCUAAGUAAAUCAGUAGCAACGCAGCGACGGAGGGCAGACCAGCAACCCGGGUACGGGAUCAGGAGCGGCGUCAUGUCGGACGACGAAGACAAACCCCCUGCACCUCCUGUCAGGCUCACCUCAAACAGAGGUGAUUCAACGCCUAAUUUACCAGUGGACAUGCGUCCACUGCCAAAAGAGCCGGAAUCGGAGGAACGCAAGAAAAAGACUUUGAAAAGCAAGAUGAAGGCGAAGGAAAAUAAGGACAAGCCUAACAUAAGUUAUCCCACGAACUUCGAACACACCGUUCACGUUGGAUUCGAUGCAGUCACCGGAGAAUUCACGCUGCCAUUAAAAGGGAUGCCGGAAGCAUGGGCGAGGCUGCUGAUGUCCAGCAAUAUCAGCAAACAGGAACAGAAGAAAAAUCCUCAGGCAGUGCUGGAUGUCCUCAACUGGUACGACAACAGCAGUAAAGAAGCGAAAUGCUCGAAAUUUAUGCAAACGACGAAAAUGGUCGGCGUUGUCGCGCCCAUAGAAAGAGCCAGCAGUCCUCGCAACAUAGGAGUGAGUAUUGGCGUUGGCUUGGGAAACAUGCGAGGACAGGCGAUGUCACAGGCUUCCGGAAGUUCGCAUUCACAACACUCCCUUAGCAGAGUGAGCAGUAGUAGUCCCAGCAGCACACCUACGGAUGCCUGUGCCACAAGUUCUGAACAGGAGGACGAGCCACCUCCACCGCCAAUUUCCGCCCGACCUGAACGCACGAAAUCAAUCUACACGAAGCCUAUUGAAGAAGAACCUCUUCCACCACUUCCAACGUCGAUCAGUUCGCCUCAACGGAAUGGAACACCCCAGCAGCCAAAUCAGACGUCUCUCGAUAAAAAUAAGAAUCAGGCAACCCCGAUUGAUCAGUCGCGACCAGCUCAAAGUGAAAAGGCGCGAAAGAAGAAAAUGUCGGACGACGAGACCCUGGAAAAGUUGCGAACGAUUGUGAGUGUUGGCGAUCCGAUAAGAAAGUAUACGAAGAUGGAGAAAAUUGGACAGGGUGCAUCGGGCACCGUUUACACGGCAAUUGAGACCUCGACCGGCAUGGAGGUGGCCAUCAAGCAAAUGAAUCUUUCGCAGCAGCCGAAGAAGGAGCUGAUAAUCAAUGAAAUAUUGGUGAUGCGGGAGAACAAGCAUCCGAAUGUUGUCAAUUAUUUGGACAGCUAUCUGGUGGGUGAGGAAUUGUGGGUGGUGAUGGAAUAUCUGCCGGGCGGUAGUUUGACUGAUGUUGUCACUGAGACUUGCAUGGACGAGGGACAGAUUGCCGCUGUCUGUCGAGAAGUUCUCCAGGCCCUCGAGUUUCUCCACUGCAAUCAAGUCAUUCACAGGGACAUCAAGUCGGACAAUAUUCUUCUCGGCUUGGAUGGCGGUGUCAAGUUGACGGAUUUUGGAUUUUGCGCGCAGAUCUCGCCUGAACAGAGCAAGAGGACGACGAUGGUGGGAACUCCGUACUGGAUGGCGCCGGAAGUUGUCACGCGUAAGCAGUAUGGACCCAAGGUCGACAUAUGGUCCUUGGGUAUAAUGGCCAUCGAAAUGAUAGAAGGAGAGCCACCCUAUUUAAACGAAAAUCCUCUGAAAGCGCUCUAUUUGAUUGCGACGAAUGGAAAACCCGAAAUUAAGGAGAAGGAGAAGUUAUCUGGAAUUUUUCAAGACUUUUUAGACCAAUGUUUGGAAGUUGAAGUCGAAAGACGCUCCUCAGCUUCUGAAUUACUCAAGCAUCCGUUUCUGAAAUUAGCAAGGCCACUAGCCUCGUUAACGCCAUUGAUAAUGGCGGCGAAGGAGGCAGCAAAGGGUCAUUAGAAGAAUGAAUGGACCGGCAGGACAGCGAAAUGAGUACGAUGUUGUCACACCAGUAAAGAAAAAAAAAAAAGAAAGAAAGAAAGAAAAACAAGAAUUACCCUCCCAAACGGUAACGGCACAAUAAUUCAAUAAUUUAUAACGAUUAAUAAAUAUCAUAUAUUAUAAAUAUAUAAAUAUAUAAAUAGAUACUAGAUAGAUCUUAUCCGAUACCGUCGGGUAUCGAGACACAGUUUGAAAAAAUAAAUCGUUCAAAUCUCUCAUGUCUACCGAUCAGAAACUCGUGCUCUCCAUUAAUCGCUCAUUGUCUGACGAAAGGAUUUUCAAUUUUUACGACGAGUAUAAUUGAAAAUUGAAUUUUUCGAAAAGUAAAACAAACAAAAAAAAUCAAUAAUGAGAAAUGCCUUCAGUUCGGACGCCGACAUGAGCGAGAUUUUGACGAUUGUUGGUCGGUUAUUUUCUAAAGAUAGGAAACGAGUAUUACUGACUCCAUGGAGAACGAGUUAGCAACGGAUACACAACUACUCAUAGCAAGAACCUUACUAGAUAAUACUGUAAGCGAAAUAUGAACACGUACAUAAAAAGAAACAAACAAACAAAAAAAAAAAAAAAACACAA